AUACUCUAUUCUUUUUGACAUUUAAACUGUGUGUUUAAGACCAACAUGAAAAACCAUUGCCAAAGAAAACAUAUUUGUAUAUUUUAAUUGAUUAAUCACUGCAGCUGAAAAACUGUGACGCACUGUAUGUGUCACGAAAUUAACACAAUAAAAGGCACAACAUCACACAUACACAUUUGUUGAAAUAGAUGAGAGCAACAUCUGAGAAGCUCUUGUAUAAGAAAUUCUAAUAUUUGUAAAGAUCUAAAAAUGCAUUUCUAAGGAAGAAUAAGACUGGAAAAUGCUUUGCAUAUUAUUCAUGUUUAGAAUUUAAAAUGAUCAAAACUCUUUUUAUAUUUCUGUUAAAACUAUAUUUCAACUUUUACAGUUUUCAUCACCUGGCCGUAACAGACGCUGUCUGCAUCCUUCUGCCAUUUUCCUUCAUAGGAGCUUUUUUUCUGUGUAUAUAUGAGAACUUCAUGGGUGUAAUUGUUGUAAUUUGAUUUUAUAUUUGUAUUUUGAAAUAGUUGUGUCUGAAUGUUAGGAAGUGAGUUAAUGCAAAUGGCAGCUGAAAAUUACUCUGUGAACAAUGUACAGAGCUUUAUAAUCACUGGAUUUGAUCACCUCCAGAAUCAAAAGCUCCUCGGAUUCCUCAUCUUAUUAACCUACAUGCUCAUACUGCUUGGGAAUGGAAUUAAUCUGUGUGUCAUCUCGAUUAACCGACAUUUACACAAACCAAUGUACAUAUUAAUCUGUAAUCUAGCCAUUGUUGACAUAAUAUUCUCCUCUACCUGCAGCACAACCAUGAUCUCAGUGCUGCUGGCUGAGAUUAAAACUGUUUCAUAUUACUCUUGUAUCUCAAGGACAUACUUUUAUCAUCUCGGUGGUAUCACAGCAUGCAUGGCUUUGACAUUGAUGGCAAUAGACCGACUUAUUGCGAUCAGGCUUCCGUUAAGGUACCACAGCAUUGUAACAAAUUCACGAACAUUUCUGCUUAUUUCACUGACUUGGCUCAUUGGUUUUGCUAUAAUGGGUGUUGAGAUAUCAGUGGUAGAUAGCGUCCCAUACUGUCAGCCUGUCAUCAGAUAUGUGUUCUGUGAUUAUCCUUCUAUGAUCAGAGCUGCUUGUGUUAAUCCUGAACCCUAUUUUUUCUUGCCUACAAUGAUCAAUCUUUGGUUGCUGUGUGGGCAGUUUCCCUUUAUUCUGUGUACCUAUGCUGUCCUGGCUUACAGCGUUACUAGACUCUCCAACAACUCAAACAAAAAGCAAAUGAUCAGCACCUGCUCCAGUCAUCUCAUUGUCUUGUUUAGUUAUUAUGCACCAAAGCUGGUUUCUAAUUUACUAACUCGAAUAGGAGUCAUGUUAAGCUUAACAGACAGAAACGCAAUAAUAAUCAUAGCCUCUCUUGUUCCUUCAUUAAUAAACCCCACUGUUUAUUGCACCAGGACUAAAGAGAUCAGGAAACGAUUAGCUGAUGUAUUUUUGCACAAAAGAAUUGUACCAAAUCACUUAAAGGCUGUAUCAUAAUAAUAUUAUAUGAUAAAAUUAUAUAAUAUGGUAUUAAAUAUCAUGGGUGAUUCUGAAGAUGUUGGUGAUGCAAGGUGAUUGACAUUCAUACUUUAUGCUAUGUUUACAGCAGUGGUGACUGGUGGAAAAUGUUCUAGGUAGGGCUGUGAUGUGUCACAUCCAUCAGUUUUAGCAAACAUCCCAGUAUGAAGUAAUGCUAACA
Molecule: messenger RNA, 1708 nt
Organism: Carassius auratus (goldfish)
Lineage: Eukaryota; Metazoa; Chordata; Actinopteri; Cypriniformes; Cyprinidae
Product: olfactory receptor 6N1-like
Exons: 1
Coding region: 517-1506 (329 amino acids)
Biological process (GO): G protein-coupled receptor signaling pathway
Cellular component (GO): membrane
Molecular function (GO): G protein-coupled receptor activity; olfactory receptor activity
Source: RefSeq, a predicted model, not a curated record